Xenia sp. Carnegie-2017 is the source of this 1081-nucleotide messenger RNA. RefSeq lists its product as uncharacterized. NCBI's taxonomy places the organism in Eukaryota, Metazoa, Cnidaria, Anthozoa, Malacalcyonacea, Xeniidae. The transcript has 5 exons. Bases 23 to 343 code for a protein of 106 amino acids. The record is from RefSeq and is a predicted model, not a curated record.
UAUAAAAAUUUGCAAAAAGAAAAUGAAAAGCUUCAGAAUAAUCUUACUCAAAAUCAAGACAAACAAAUCAGGAAAAUCUCAGAAUUGGAAGACAUCAACAAUUGAACUUGAAAAAAAGGCAAAAAUGCAUAUUGCUGAUUCAUUUCGUGUUACUAUUGAAGAAAAGGAUGAUCUUAUAGAAGUUUUAAAAACUCAGGUUGACAAAGAUAUUAAAGAGUUGAAAAUUGAAAAAAAUCCUCUGGAAGAAGGAAAUUAUGACGAAAUCCAUGAAAAAGUAAAGGAAAAUUUUGACACAGAUCACAAAUUGGACAUGGAUCCUCUUGGUGAUGUUGAAGUAAGUUAGUUAUUGUUUUUGCAACAAAAUACUGUAGCUCUUGAAACUUAAAAAUGAUGUCGUGGUAAUAAUAAUGGAGAAUUGAUAAUAUAGUGAAUGCUGAAUAUUGCAGAAAAUGACAGUCGGCUGUAAUUGGUUGGUUUCAAAUUACGUAAUCAAGCCCAUAAUGCAGUGCAAGAAUCUGUAACAAUAAGUGGCACCCCAACCGUUUUAUACCCUAUGUACACUAAAAACCCUAUUUUAUACCCUAUGUACACUAAAAACAAUUGCUAAAAUUUAGGAUGUCCUAAAACAUCAUGAAAUCCAAAAGGAAGAGAGAAAAUCUCAUCAUUUAGAGUCAGAAUUUACUUCUACAGAGAGAAAAUCGUGAUUUUUGUUGUGAGUACCGUGACUUUUGUAGUAACAACAGAACCAUGCAUCCCCAUGCAGAGAAAAAACUUCAUCUUUUACAUUUAAUAUUGCGAACGGCUAAAUUUAAAUUUUGAUACUAUGUCUUUAAAACACAUUUCUUCGAUAAGUCUUAAAUGUUGUGUACAAAUGUUGUUAAUAAUUCUGUAUUGUGUAAUUGUGUUAUGUGUUAAAUAUAUCUUUAAUAGUUUAUGCAUAUAAGUAUGUAUCUAUCUUGUCUUUAUAUUGUUCAUAAGGACAUACAUACUUUAAAUGAUGUUGAUAAUGUUGAUAUUUUAGCUACAAAUCCUUUACUAAUCACGAGCGAAGAUUAUACGAAGAAAACGAUAUUCAUAUGUA